Leguminivora glycinivorella is the source of this 2315-nucleotide messenger RNA. RefSeq names its product guanine nucleotide-binding protein subunit alpha homolog (gene cta). Gene Ontology annotation, cellular component: brush border membrane; heterotrimeric G-protein complex. Gene Ontology annotation, molecular function: guanyl nucleotide binding; D5 dopamine receptor binding; G-protein beta/gamma-subunit complex binding. The record is from RefSeq and is a predicted model, not a curated record. The coding region runs from base 160 to 1287 and encodes 375 amino acids. The transcript is spliced from 3 exons. NCBI's taxonomy places the organism in Eukaryota, Metazoa, Arthropoda, Insecta, Lepidoptera, Tortricidae. Gene Ontology annotation, biological process: Rho protein signal transduction; adenylate cyclase-modulating G protein-coupled receptor signaling pathway.
UUACUGGAAUGCGUGUAUAUUUCUGAAUUGAGUUUUAAAAAAUAUUUAUCAGUGCAUACGUAGUGCUAUUACGAUAAUAUGUGUACAAUGAACCGUUUAAGAUGUGUUUAACAUCACGUGCUUAGUUUCACUUUCUAUGGGCGUAGAUAAUCAUGCAAAAUGGCCAACGAUUUGUGGUCAUGUACCUGUUGUACGGAGGCGCUGACUUGCUGGCUGCGGCUGAAGCUGUCUCCAGAGGAGAUCGAGCAGCGCUACAGGAGCAAAGAGAUCGACCGGAUAUUAGAGAAGGACAAGCAGACGCUGCGACGGCAGGUGAAGCUGCUGCUGCUCGGCGCGGGUGAAAGCGGGAAGUCCACAUUCCUCAAACAGAUGAGGAUCAUACACAAAGUGAAGUUCGAGCCUGAGUUGGUACGGGAGUACCAGCAUGUGAUAUAUCAGAAUAUAGUGAAAGGAAUACAAGUGCUAGUUGACGCGAGGGACAAAUUGGCGAUACCGUGGGAGAAUCCUAGAAAUUUGGACGUGGGACAGCAGGCGUUGCACUUUAACAGCACGCAGACGCUGGACAGCCGGCUGUUCAUGCACUACGCGCCGCACAUACACUCCCUGUGGCUCGACAGGGCCAUCAAGAGGGCCUAUGACAGGCGGAGAGAGUUCCAACUGAGCGACUCUGUAAGCUACUUCUUCGACGAGCUGGAGCGCAUAGCGCGACCAGACUACAUGCCAUCCCACCAAGACAUCCUGCACUGCCGGAAAGCCACCAAGGGCAUCUCCGAGUGUACCAUCAACAUCAACAAUGUGCCCUUCGUGUUCGUCGAUGUCGGUGGACAGAGGACGCAACGGCAGAAGUGGACGCAAUGUUUCGACUCAGUUACGUCGAUAUUGUUCCUAGUAUCUUCGUCGGAGUUCGACCAGGUGUUGUCUGAAGACAGGAGAACGAAUCGUCUCGAAGAGGCGCUCAACAUCUUCGACACGAUCGUCAACAACGUCAACUUCAAAGGCAUUUCCAUUAUCCUCUUCCUCAACAAAUCGGACCUCCUAGCGAAAAAGGUCGCUAGCAAGGAGACCGACAUUCGCUGGUACUACCCCCAGUUCGCUGGCGACCCGCAUAAUCUAGCCGACGUGCAAAUGUUCUUACUAGACAUGUUUGCCAACGUUCGCCGCGAACCAAAGACAACGCUCUAUCACCACUUCACUACAGCCAUAGACACGUACAACAUAGAAGUCGUCUUCAACUCCGUCAAAGACACUAUUCUCAAUCGUAACCUAGAAUCACUCAUGCUGCAGUGAUAGUGUUAUAAUGUGAUAUUGGCGUGCAUAAUAUGAAAGACAGUUAUAUUGUACCUAGUUACACGGCCUCCGCGCGGCCUAAUGUAAAAUAUGUAAUUUGACAUGUAUUUAUUUACCAAUAAACGGUAAAAACUAUGUAUAGUCUAUCGUAACGAUAUUUGUAUAUCAGUAUAUUUAUGACCAAAAAAUGUAGAUUUUGCACUUGGAAAAAUGUAUUAUUAUGAUCACUUUUUUAAUGGAUACGCGGCUACGAGUAUACGUAGGCUAUAGUGGGGUAGAAUUAUUGUCAUGGACAAAUUUGUGUAAAGCAAUAUUGUUUUAAAUGCUCCGUUAGGUUAUUCGAAGUCCAUCGAAUGAUUGUUAAUUAAACGCAAGAAAUCGCUAUUAUUACUCGGAUUUAGAGAUAGUGAAUUGUAGUAUCUAUGCUCAAAACUUUUGCCAAGUGACAAGUGAUAAUAUCGAUUUAAAGCGUAUGUGAAUAAAAUUGUAAGGUAAUUAUGUCAGAGACGAUUAAAUAAUAAACACUGCUAACCUUCGUACUAGUGACCGUCACUUAAGGAAAUCCAUAGUUACUAACAGAUUCAAAUGGUGGUGCCAUCUUGUUAGCGCGCAAAUUUCACAACGCCAUCUGCAGGUCCUAAAUACGAACUAUCCAUUUAAACACAAGAACUAUUAAAGUCGUCAUAAAAAGUGGAACGCCAAGACAACCGUACGGAAGUGUCAAAGUAGUCAUCCACGUUUCCAAUACAACUUAUAUUUGCUUACUUAUGCCAUAGACAUUGGCGUGCCUUACCUUCUUAGGCUUGACAGGUGGCGUUCAAAACAUUGACACAUUCUUGUAUGAAAAUUAGCAGUGUUACAAUGUCUCUGGUUAUAAACCUGAGGGGCAUGCAAUAUAAUCAGUGCCAAGUUGAGACCUGGUGCGUUGCGGUCUCUUCUGUUAGGUGUAAUGUCACAAAUAGUAAGGUGUCGCAUGAGUAAAAUAGGUGUUUUGAACCAAGAAAAAAUAAAAGUAUGGUGCCAAUCAG